AUGAGGAGUCUCUGUUACCAUGUUUCAGUUUCAAGCCAUAGGAGUUUGAUGUCGAAGGGCGCUACAGUUCAGUACAGAAUAAGUACAAAAGGCAGAGGACAAAGAUCAGAUCUAAAGGCUACUUAUGAGGGUCUUUCAGGUUUUCUUAUUGUCUUCUGCUUGAUGCUUGCUGGUGAGAGAAACGAUGAAUGGCGCGCGAGUGGCAUUGCGAGUCUCUUAGGUUUUGAGCUACUGCUUCUUGCCUCUGAGCUCAUGGGCUUUCUCUAUGGUGAUUUCAGGGCGUGGAGAGACAUAAGAACUCUUGAAACAAUCCUCUCGAAAUUCCUGGUAAAAAAAGGUGUCAUGUUCUCGAGGUUUCUUGUGACGAUGCUUUUUUUUUUAGAAGAUGCUCCUCCAGCAAUGCUGGGCGUAACGGUUGAGAAAAGAAAACUCACUGAUGGUGAUGAUUUUCAAAACACGAGGAUCUUGGUUUCCUCUCAUCGACUUGUGGAAUGUAAUUUUGUCAAGCCUCAUGGUUAUUCAUAUGUUUAUACUUGCAUUGAAGGUAUAAAUGAGUUGAAUGAAAACAUGUUACUGAAAAGUCCAAAGAUGUCCAGAUUUGAAACUCUGCACGAAACCUGUGAUCUUCAUUUUGUAGAAGACACAGAAGAAAAAGACAAGAGCUCAAGAUAUGCCAUUGGUUGCAAUACUGAGGCGGAUGGAGAAAGUCUUUUAGGUUUCAAAGAUGGUGGUGAUUUAGAUAAUUUUCUGCACCCACCUCUCCCCUAACCAGCUCCUCUCUAAUGGUCAAAGUCUGUCACAUCAAGCCUCUCACCAUCAUCCUUAAUUUUUUCAUUUGGUAUCUUUUCUUCCUAGAAAGAGCAUUUGGAAAUCUCUGAUUUGGUACUAGGGCAUAGUGAUGGCUACUGAUGAACUACUUCCCAAUUAAAGACAAAUAAGAGAUUAAUUGAUAUGUGUUUGUCCAUUGAAGACGGCUGCUCCUGAGAUGAUACUGAUGUUGCUUAAGACAAGAAGAAGAAUUUACAUUGAAUGGUUUUUUUUUUCACACGAGUAAGGGAAUGCGUAUGUGAGAGAAGGAAAGAAAAAAAAAAUGAUUAGAGAAAUGGAAUUGAAAGGUGACAGCGACAUGGUUGUUUUGGUAAACGAAUAGGAAUGAAGCACGUGAUGAAUGGACAUGAACAGAAAAGGGUGCUAGGUUUAAUAUAAAUAGAAAUACGAAGCAGUUAGUGGUUGUGAAGGAAGGAGGAAGCAAGCGACCAAAUCUCAGAGACAUAACAGUAUAGAGGAGGAAGAAGAAAGAAAAGAGAGUCCGUUGUUGAUUAGAUACAGAUCAUCACCGAACAUGGGAAGAUCUCCUUGCAGUGAUGACUCUGGUCUCAAGAAAGGUCCUUGGACUCCUGAUGAAGAUGAGAAACUUGUCAAAUAUGUCCAAAAACAUGGCCAUAGUAGCUGGAGAGCUCUUCCCAAGCUUGCUGGUCUUAACCGGUGUGGGAAGAGUUGCAGGCUAAGAUGGACGAACUACUUGAGACCUGACAUCAAGCGAGGGAAGUUCUCUCCGGACGAGGAACAGACUAUCUUGAACCUUCAUUCAGUUCUUGGCAACAAGUGGUCAACGAUUGCAAACCAAUUACCGGGGAGAACAGACAAUGAGAUCAAGAACUUCUGGAACACUCAUUUGAAGAAAAAGCUGAUUCAGAUGGGAUUUGACCCAAUGACUCAUCGCCCAAGAACAGACAUCUUCUCCAGCUUAUCUCAGCUCGUGUCUCUGUCCUCUAACCUGAGAGGCUUUGUGGAUCUGCAGCAACAGUUUCCAAUUGAUCAAGACCAAACUAUAGUCAAACUCCAAACCGAGAUGGCCAAACUCCAAUUGUUCCAAUACCUUCUUCAACCACCUUCCAUGAAUAGCAUCAACCCUAAUGAGUUUGACACUCUCAGUCUCCUCAGCUCUAUUGCCUCCUUCAAAGAAACCUCUAAUACCACCAGCAACAAUCUGGACCUCGGUUUCCUAGGUUCCUAUCUUCAGGACUUCAACGGCUUACCAUCCUUAAAAACCCUAAACUCCAACAUUGGACCGUCAUUUGUUUUCCCUCAAAUUCCUGAUCACAAUCACUUCAAGUUCUUCUGUCAAAGAGAGAACAACCUACCCGUUUCUCCAACAUGGCUCUCUGAUCCUUCAAGCUCAAAUCAGAGUUUGUUACCUUCUCUUUAUCCUUCUUCUGCUGUGAGUGAUGAUCUGAUAAGAAACCAAUACGUUAUUGAAGAUGUCAAUAGCAAUCUCACCUCUUCAAGCUGCCAAGAAUCAGGAGCUUCAGCUUCAGCUGCAUGGCCUGAUCAUCUAUUGGAUGAUUCCAUAUUUUCCGAUAUCCCUUAGCCUUCUUUGUCUUUUCAGGUAUGUUUUGGAGGAACUCAAAAUCGAAUUUUCUCUUGGGACUGUGCUGGUUUUGGAGAAUUUAAUUAUUUUCAUAUCUAUUAUAUAUUGGACGACACAUGAUAUAUAUGUGCUCAUGUUGUAGAAUGUACUGUACAGUACAUGUUUCAUAUAACUCGUAUGCGUGUUUGCUAUUAUCAAUGUUUCUUUAGCAUACAUUUGUACGGUACCCAUCGCCGAGUUUUUACAUAUAGAGAUCACUUGUAGUGGUAAUUAGGGUUUUUUUAUAAUUAUUUGGAUCUUUUGUUUUACUUUACCUGUUUAC
Thlaspi arvense is the source of this 2693-nucleotide messenger RNA. The record is from the annotation of a GenBank genome assembly. Lineage: Eukaryota; Viridiplantae; Streptophyta; Magnoliopsida; Brassicales; Brassicaceae.